Molecule: messenger RNA, 464 nt
Organism: Prorocentrum cordatum
Lineage: Eukaryota; Dinophyceae; Prorocentrales; Prorocentraceae
Source: the annotation of a GenBank genome assembly
GGCGAUCCCGCUCUCCCUGUAUUCGACGACGAGUUCACGUUCCACGAUGACGGAGAGGUGGGGGUGGACGAGCUCUUGAUGGCACAGGCCGAAGCGGAAACUUUGGAAGUGCCUGACGCGGACGCUUGCAGCAUGCACGAUGUUGAGGACGAUGUCGGAGAGGCACAUGAAGGUCAAUAUGCUUUCAAUCAACUAAUGGCUUCGCAUAUUAUCGCCGCCACGGUGGGAGAAGCGCCUUCUGCCGGUGCGGCGGCAGCGUUCUUGAAGAGCCUCUCCCCGAAGGCGCUGGACUCCAUGGCGAAGGCGCUGUGCGCCAAGGUGGUGAGCUUCCUGCGGGUCAAGGACAGGAUGGUAUACAGCCGCCUGAGCCUGCUCCUGUCCACCCUGUACCUGGUGCUGCUGGUGAUCUCCCACCAGUGGAAGAACUUCAUGACGGAGAGUCCGUCGCUGCCGCCCUGGUCGAG